CAAUGAACCAAAAUGAUAGAAAAAGAAGAUUCAUCAUUGUUUAAUACUACCUUUUUUGGACCAUUACAAGCAAUUUGCAGGGCUUUCAAAGAUGAAUCCAUUCCUGAUAUUUGUAAAUGAAUAAAUAGGAGGGUUGUUGAAGGCCAAAUCUGGUUAUCGUCUUCUUUCAUAGCAGUAGGUUGAAAAUACUACAAUUUCUAGUACUUGGGUAAUAGACGUACCGCUUUAUUAUAUUAGAGAAUGAUGAGAAAAUCAGCUGAUGAUAAAAGUAAUA
This is a messenger RNA of Paramecium octaurelia, 274 nucleotides long. Lineage: Eukaryota; Ciliophora; Oligohymenophorea; Peniculida; Parameciidae. The record is from the annotation of a GenBank genome assembly.